Messenger RNA from Orcinus orca (killer whale), 6900 nucleotides. It is a transcript of the gene CIMAP1D, whose product is annotated as outer dense fiber of sperm tails 3 like 2. The record is from RefSeq and is a predicted model, not a curated record. The transcript has 5 exons. Lineage: Eukaryota; Metazoa; Chordata; Mammalia; Artiodactyla; Delphinidae. Bases 5529 to 6362 code for a protein of 277 amino acids. Gene Ontology annotation, cellular component: cytoskeleton; cytoplasmic microtubule.
UUUGGGGUGGGUUCGGGGAAGCGGCGAGGCCGGGGGUCCUGUCCUCCACCCCGAACCGGAAGGCGCCGGCCCCGAGGAACGCACAGAGGAGCGUGGCCGGGCCUGGAGCCGCCCCUGCACCGCCGCGGCUGGGCCGUGGCGUCGGGGCUGCGGGGGCGUCUCAGCGGCCGGGGUGGGGUCGUGACGAGGGUCGUGUGUUGUGAUGGAGUCCGUGCCAGGCGGCCAGAGUCCUGUUGCCCGGCCCAGGGUCACGGUGCUGGGGCCCUGAGUGUGUUCUCUAGCGCUGGGAGGAUGGCUGAGGGUGGUUUUGUCUCAAGGGCCCUGAUGAGGGUCACUCAUUAAGACACAAAUAGUUAUUGAGCGCCCACCAGUUGCCAAAUACUGUUCUCGGUGCCCGGGUGACAGCAGAGAGCAAAGUGGGCCGACCCUGCCCCGAGGGGCUUCCAUUCUUAUGGAUGCGGGGCGGGGGCAGGAGCCAGGAGGCGUAAACAUUAAGUAUGAUAAACAGGCGCAGUGUGCCUAUAAAUGUUGGACAGCUGGCACUUUAGGGCAAAAAGUCCUGCUCUGUAGCUUUUUUCAUGCUGAUUCCUGGGUGUAAAUACUCCCACCGUGGCUGAUGGGAGCUGCCAGCAUGACAUCAACUUGCUAAGUCAGCUCUCAUGAGCUCCAGCCCAUCACUGCGCUGGGGACAAAUGCUACACUAUAUUAGUGGGUGAUAAAUGCUGUGGGAAAAAGAAAAAGAUGGAAGAGGGAUUGGCAGUGUGGACAUGGGGCAAGUUGUAGGAUGAAGUUGGGUGGGCAGAUGCGGAGGUUUGAGCAAAGACUUGGGGGAAGUGAAGAGAAUUAGGAAGCAUCUGUGUGGGAAGGAGUGUACCAGGUAGAAGGUACAGUGAGUGCAAAGGCCCUGCAGCUGGGAGGCCAGAGGGGUGGCCCUGGAGGGAUGGAUAAAGCCAGAGAGGGGAGAAAGGACCUGGUCGUGGUCGGGUAGGACUUUGUGGGCUCCAGGAGAGCCUGCUGAGACGCUCUCCAGCACCCCCCCCCCCAUUCGAGCCCUUCCUUCCUCUGGACCUUGUGUGCUCAUCCUCAUAAUGGGGACUCGGGCGGGCAUGCAGCGGGGUACCCAGCAGAACAGGAGAGCUGCUGCCUCCCUGCUUGGCCUGGUCCCACGUGGAGAGCCGCUGCCGGCUCUUUCCCGGAUGGAGGCAGGAGGGAAGCUGGCAGGUUCUCUGAGUCCUGAUCCCUGGAAGAACAAGUCUUCCUUGUUAGCACCCCCGCCCCCGGAACAAAGGGGCAGGCGGCCACCGAGGCACGGUAUUUGUGAGCCUGCUUUAGACCGGUGAUGUGCUGGACCCCAGGACAGGACAUGCACAGCCUCCGCCUCUUCUUCUGCGCAUGUGCGUCAGGAGGGAGCAGGGCAGAAUCGGACAGUAAACAACUAAGGAAAGCAACUGGAGCCCUCUUCUCAGUUGAGGUCAACUUCCUUCAGGAGACUCAGGUCAAAGCCAUUCUUGACACCUCCCUUUCUCUUAAUACUGACCACUGCUUCAAACCCUCCAGGGCUCCCACCUCCCUCGGGGUAAAAGCCAAGGUGCCUCUGAACCCACAGGGCCCAUAGAUAACCAACAACCCACCCUGUCAGCUGGCUGACCAGGUGUCUCUGUGCAUGUCCCACGGAGUCCCAAGCCCACAGUCCCAAGACUGAACUCAUGGUCUUGUAAACGCUGCCCCUUCUGCCUCUGCUGCCUCCCAGGUACCUGCAGCUCCAUUCUUUGAGGUGAGCAGACCAAAUCCUGGAGGCUCGUGGCUCCCUCCCUGCCUACAUCAAAUCUGCCUGCAAACCCUGUUGGUUCUAGUUUUAAAGUAGACCCAGGGCUUCCCUGGUGGCACAGCGGUUAAGAAUCUGCCUGCCAAUGCAGGGGACACGGAUUCGAGCCCUGGUCUGGGAAGAUCCCACAUGCUGUGGAGCAACUAAGCCCGUGCACCACAACUAUUGAAGCCCGCGCGCCUAGAGCCCGUGCUCUGCAACAAGAGAAGCCACCGCAAUGAGAAGCCCGACCACCGCAACAAAGAGUAGCUCCCACUCGCUGCAACGAGGACCCAAGGCGGCCACACACACACACACAAAAGUAGACCCAGAACUCACCUGCUUCUCGCUCCCUCCUGCUCCAUCCCAGCUAAGCUGGCCCCACAGUUCCUCGGCCCGCAAUUCCCCACUAUCCUCCCUGACAACCCCCAUCCCUCCCCCGCAUCUCCCCCACCCCACCCCUCCCAGACCCCCGCAGUCCCCUCCGCCCCGGCUCCCGGUGCCGCCCACGGCCUGUUCUCCCCGAAGCCGCCAGAGGGCGCCUGUGAGCAGCGAGCCCGCGUCCCUGCUCUGCCCGCCGCCCUGGGCGGGGGGGGGGGGUCCCGCGUCCCGCGUCCCGCGUCCCUCUGGGUGAGAGCCGAGCUCUCCGCGCCCCCGGGUCCUGCACCACCCGACCCACCCCGUCCCCUCCUGCCCUCACCUCCUUCCUCUCCCCCUCGCUCAUUCCGUUCCAACCGCCACGGGCCUCCCCGCGGUCCCUCCCACACGCCGGGCGCAAUGCUGUCCCAGGGCCUUUGUUCCGGCGGUGCCCCUGCCAGGUGGGCCCUCUCCCCAGGUCUCCCCUGCUCUCUCCUCCAGUGACACCUGCUCAGUGAGGCUUCCCCAGCUGCACUCCCCACACCUCCGGCCCCUCCUUGCUAUUUGCCGUUAACACCUGCAGACUUACUUGCCUGCCUCUCUCCAUAAAAAGGGGAGGAAAGGAGUUUAUGGUUUUUGUUCACCCCUGUUUCCCCAGUACCUGAAAGUGCCUGACGCACAGCUGAAUCCUGGUUGAAGCAGUAACUGUGAUAAGGGCUGAAACUGGUGGAGCGCCGGCUGUAUCCAGGCAUCGGCUCGGCUCUGCAGUCUUCCCCAGACACUGCCCGCACCUCGGCCUUGUGGCUGGGCCUGAGCCCUGCUCUCACGCCCAGCUAGGCUUCCUUCUACUAGUUCUGUGAUUUGCCCUCUGCUGCCCCUGUGUCAGUUCGGAUUAAAACACGGCUCUUUGCAUCUGCUUUGAGCUAACUGGCAUCUCAGCUCACCUGGUGGAGUGAAGAUUUCUGGGCUGGAGUUGCAGAGACAAGUGAGCCAGUAGUGGGGGGGCCGGUGGGCUGGGGUUGCCGAGUUCAGGCGGGGAGGGGGCUGGGCCUGGAGGUCCCCAGAGCACCCUUCCCAGCUCAGGAUGCUGGUCCAGUCUAUCCCUCCCACCCCGCACUCCGUGUUAGCCCCUGGUUCUUUCCUAGGGCACAGAGGGGAAAUGGAAUCUGAAUGUAGGGUCUCAUCUCUGGGGCUGUAACACAGAGAGGAAACAGUGGGGGCCGAAUCCUGACUGGAACCAGUGUCUCUAGCUGUCUUCACUCCAGGGCUGGCUGAUGGAGCCUGGGCUGGGGGCCCCAGGCAUGGGGAGGGCUGGGGUCCUUCCUCUGCCUGCCCUGGGCCCCAGAGGCUGACCUCAGUGGGGUGUCCCCGGGCUCCUGCAAGUCUGGCCAGUGUGGGUCAAUGGGAGGCGCUAACAGGCAGGAGAGGGAGGUGGGUUAUUUAUCCCCCAUCUCCCUCCUCAGCGCCCACUUCUGUCCAUGGCUCUGGAGUUUGUGAGCUUCUGGAAAGAAGCACGUAGCUUGUCCAGUGUUGGGGCCCACAGGUGACUGAGGAUGGAGCUGGCUGUGGGCUGAUCUGCAGAACGUGCAUCCCAGGGGGACGGUGGGCAGGUAGAGUCCCAGAGGUCCCACCCAAGGAGCAGGAAGCCGGCUGAUGUGGCCACAGGGGUGUGGACCAGGGCUGAGUAGUAGGAGUCCGGGGCAGGUGGAAGUGGGGUUGAGACCGUGCGGGGCCUUGUGUGACAGGGAGGGCUUGGAUUUUAUCCUUAGGGCGACGGGAGUCCAGAGGAUUUCAGCACUUCCAGAAAGCUGAGCGGGAAUUAGAACCCGGGAGAAGCCCUUGACCCUAAGCUUUGCUCUAAAACCCGAGUCAAGGGUCCGUGCCUGUCGCUCUCCCUGCCGAGCGCCAUCUCCCCUCCUGUGACCACAGAGGGGUCAGCAUCAGUACCUCUUACGAGAUGCUGGGUUAAUUAAACACGAUGAUGCCGGCGCAGAAAGCGCCUCAGGUGCCUCUCAGCAAAGGGCCUUUUUCUGGCUUCACACGGACCGCGUUACCCCUGCCCGUCUUCCGUUCCCAGUGUUGGGAUUGGUUCACCUCGUUGGUUUCUUGAUCAGUCCAGCUGGAGCCUUAUCAAAUUUGUUGAUCCUUUCAGAGCCAGCUUUUUUGGUAGGGGGCUUUGUGAAUUCUUUCUACAGUUUUCUAGGUCAUUGGUUUUAAGAUCUUCUUUUCCAAUAUACGUUUUAUGACCUUUGACACAGACUAUGACUUUUUGAUUAAAAAGUUAAAAAAUUACAGAAUGCAUGAAAAAUACGUUGUGGAAUGAAUGGUAUGGUAUGUGAAUUGUAACUCAAUACAGCUGGUAACACAUGGCAGUGCUAAAGGGGCUGACAACACAACAACAAACCAGGAUGCCAGGAAGAGACAGGAAUGUGAAUUCUCUUCAGCCAGGUUUCCCCGAGCCCCGUCUUGGAGCCUGACACAGUGGUAGCCCUCGGUGCCGCCAAGGAAAUAAACUCUGCAUUAGGAUGGAGAAAAUCCCUGUUGGCUUCUGGAAGGCAGGGGCCUGUCCCGGAGGACCACGGCCGCCUCCUUGCCGUCCUAGCUCCUGCCCGGGGCCUCGGCACAGCCCUUCCCUAUCCUGAAAUGCUGUUCCCUCACCUUCUCACCUCAGUGACCUCUCAUCCUGCCCCUGCCCUGCUGUAUGUUUGCAGGACAUUUAACCUUCGAACAUAUGGUGUGCUCAUGUAUACAUUGAUCGCUUAUGUCCUCUCUCCCCUCGCGAAAACAUCAACUCCUCGUCUGCCUGUUUCCAUCAUGUCCCACCAACCCAAACAGAAACUAGUACACAGUAGGCGCCCAAUAAGUCCUUCCUGGAUGAAGGAAGGAGGGGAGGAAGCAGCUCCCAGAGUGGCGACCUUGGACCGUGCCUCAGUUUCCUUAGCUGUAGAAAUGGGGCCAGGCCGCCCAUGACCUCACCUGUCCCUCCUGCCACCAGGCUGUGGGUGUCCUGUUUGCAGCUCCGGCUCCCCAGGGCCUGCUCUGGCCUGGGCUGCCCAGCUCAGCUGGCUCCCGGGGGACUGGCUCUGCUGACACCGGAUUCUUUCCUGGACCAUCCAGCUACCUGGCCGACACUCGAUCCUGGCCCCACUUCCAGGCCAGUGACCGCUGGCCAGCCUGCUCGGGCCAGGGCCCCAGACUCCCUGCCGACAGACAAGGGGCCGUCUGUGCCGUCUGGAGGGUGUGGUUGCCCGGGGCUCUGCGAACCCCGCAGAAGCCGCCAGGAUCCGGGAAGGUGUCGGCACCUGUAGCCCAGAGCUGCGUGGCCAAGAAGCUGACACCAGGAGCCCCGGACCUGCCCCUGCCCACCAUGGGGACCCUCCCCUGCGACCCUGCUCCACGGCUGACUCCGGUGGCCCUGGGCCGGCGGACCACCGACUGCCAAAUCCCGGAGACUGGUCUGAGGAGGACCUGCGGGGUAGCCCCCUUGGAGAACGGCUCCGGGCCAGGCUUGUACGCCCUGCCGUCCACCGUCGGCUACAUCAACCACGACUGCACCAGGGUGGCUGGUCCUGCCUACUCGCUCUUCCGGAGGCCCAGCGAGGCAUCUCCACAGGAGACCAGCCCCGGGCCGGUCUACUUCCUGGACCCGAAAGUCACCCGUUUUGGCCGCAGCUGCACCCCUGCCUACUCCAUGCAGGGCCGGGGCAAGUCUCGGGAUCUGGAGGUGACGCCCGGCCCUGGGGCCUACAGCCCAGAGAAGGUGGCCCCCACGCGCCAGCGGACACCCCCAGCUUUCACCCUGGGCUCCCGCAUCCGCCCGCGGCCCCUGGACACCUCAGUCCCUGCCCCCAACACCUACACCCUGCCUUCCCUCUGGGGCUCCCAGAUCUUCACCAAGCCCAGCAGCCCAAGCUACACGGCAGCAGGCCGCACGCCCCCCGUCCGACCCCCGCAGGACCCCACUGAGAUACCGGGUCCAGGCCAGUAUGAUAGCCCGGACCCCAACGCCUACCGUCAGCGCCGGCCGGCCUUCACCAUGCUGGGGCGGCCCCGAGCCCCGCGCCCCCCGGAUGAGACGCCUGGCCCCGGCACCCACAGCCCCGAGCAGGUCACCAUGACCAAGGCCAGGGCCCCGGCAUUCACCAUGGGCAUCCGCCACUCCAGACGGGCCACCACCAUGGCCGUGGACACCGCACCCUGAUGCCCUUGGGGGACAGGACGCCUGGCCUGGGCUGAGCCUCAGUUUCCCAUGCUGUGAAGUGGGGUGUGGGCAGGUGGUGGGCAUGCCUAGAAGCCAGGGUGGGGGGAAGGUGCCUCCUUUCUUCCUGUUCUCUGAACCAUCUGAGGUCCUUCUAGGCCACCUGCUUUCUCCAGUCCCGGGGGGGCUGUGACCCCGUGGUCCCGACAGGGAGAGCCUCCUUCCAGCGUCCCAGUUUCUUCUCUCCGGGUCACACCAGGCCAGGUCAGGCCAGGCCAGGUGGAAAAAGGGACACUCUGGUCCUCUCGAGCUGUUGGCUGGAGGCACGGCUUCCUGUGUCCUAGAACUCAGUGUCUGCCCGCUAGGGCCUGGGUCCCCAGCACAGCUUGGGUUUCUGCCAAACUUGGGCUCAUUCCUGCUACUCAUGGAAGCACUGAAUUCAGCCCCGAAUCAGGCUGGAAACAGCCCUGCUGCCCCUUCACACCCUCUAGCUGCUUGCCAAUAAAUCCCCGUGGCACCAGGGAGUCCGGGGGCCCAACAC